This is a messenger RNA of Boleophthalmus pectinirostris (great blue-spotted mudskipper), 1834 nucleotides long. It is a transcript of the gene slc2a2, whose product is annotated as solute carrier family 2 member 2. Gene Ontology annotation, biological process: monosaccharide transmembrane transport. The transcript is spliced from 12 exons. Lineage: Eukaryota; Metazoa; Chordata; Actinopteri; Gobiiformes; Gobiidae. Gene Ontology annotation, cellular component: brush border; membrane. The coding region runs from base 49 to 1572 and encodes 507 amino acids. Gene Ontology annotation, molecular function: hexose transmembrane transporter activity. The record is from RefSeq and is a predicted model, not a curated record.
GUCCAUUGAUCAUUAGCCUCUCCGGGCUGAAGACGAUCUGUUCCCAACAUGGAGAACGGAAAGCAGCUCACAGGGACUUUGGCUCUGGCUGUGUUUACUGCAUCACUGGGCUCACUGCAGUAUGGAUACAGCCUGGGAGUGAUCAACGCGCCUCAGAAGGUGAUUGAGCGGAAUUAUGGGAAAUCUUUGGGGGUGUGGUCAGAAAGUGCGGUCAGAGCAUUAGAGAACCAGACUGAGGGGGAGGAGGUGCUGCUGGAGGCUGGACAGCACCCAGCCGUCACCAUGUACUGGUCCCUCUCUGUGGCCAUCUUCUCCAUCGGGGGCAUGCUCUCCUCAUUCCUCGUGGGCUUCGUGGGAGACCUGAGAGGAAGGGUGAAGGGCAUGUUGAUGGUGAACGUUCUGGCCAUUGCAGCUGGACUCCUCAUGGGCAUGUGCCAGAUGUGGAAACCUCACAUCAUGGUCAUCGCCGGACGAGCUGUGAUGGGCUUCUACUGUGGUCUAACCUCUGGUCUGGUGCCUAUGUACAUUGGAGAGAUUGCCCCCAAGACUUACAGAGGAGCACUGGGGACUUUACACCAACUGGCUAUUGUCAUCGGCAUUCUGCUCAGCCAGGUGAUCGGUCUGGACUUUGUGCUCGGUAAUGACGACUUCUGGCCCAUCCUGUUGGGUUUAUCAGGGGCUCCAGCCGUGUUACAGACUCUCCUCCUCCCCCUCUGUCCUGAAAGCCCCAGAUACCUCUACAUCGUACUGAGCCAGGAGCAGGAUGCACGCAAAAGCUUGUAUAGACUAAAGGGGCCUUACGAUGCAACUAAUGACUUGGAGGAAAUGAGGAGGGAGAAGGAGGAAGCUGAUAAGGAAGCAAGGGUCUCCAUCUGGUCUUUGAUCCGUUCUUCAAUAUACCGAGAUCAGCUGUUUGUUGCUCUUAUGAUGCACAUCUCCCAGCAGCUGUCCGGUAUCAAUGCUAUCUUUUAUUACUCAACAUCCAUCUUUGAACAAGCUGGCAUCGCUCAGCCCGUCUAUGCCACCAUUGGAGUUGGAGUCAUCAACACAGUUUUCACUCUGGUGUCUGUGGCGCUGGUGGACCGAGCUGGGAGGCGCACUCUGAUUUUGGCUGGUUUGAGUGGGAUGUGCUUGUGUGCCAUUGCAAUGACAGUGGGACUCAAAUUUCAGAACGACUACACGUGGAUGAGUACAAUGAGCAUGGUGGCGAUUUUCCUCUUCGUUUCGUUCUUUGAGAUCGGCCCUGGUCCCAUCCCCUGGUUCAUUGUGGCUGAACUGUUCAGUCAGGGCCCCAGACCAGCCGCCAUCGCUCUGGCCGGCUGCUGCAACUGGACCAGCAACUUCAUCAUAGGCAUGACCUUUCCGUACAUACAGGAGGCGUUGGACAGCUAUGUCUUUAUCCUGUUUGCUGGGCUCCUGUUGUGCUUCACUCUGUUCACUUAUUUCCGGGUCCCUGAGACAAAAGGAAAGACAUUUGAGGAGAUUUCUGCAGUUUUUCAAAAGGGACGCAAAAAGACAGACACAGUUACAGACACAGAACUGCAGCAGCUCAAAACCUCCACAGACGCGUGAAUCCUGCAGGUGCCUGUGUUUGUAUAGCCUGGAUAGCCACACAACCUUUAAAAAAAAAAGUAUUACACAGAGCAAGUCAGUCUGGUGCUAUUUGGUUUGAGUGCAAUACCAAAAUGGGACUCAAAUAUCAAAUUACUGAGAGUACUUUUUUAUUUUUGAGACAGCUGCUUUUUCAAUAUCCAGUAAUGUAAGAAUAGAGGCUAAUUUAGAGCCGCUAACUGAUCAGCAUAUUAUACAAUUACAGAGGCUUUGCACCGUCACG